AUGUCCGACGUAAUUACAGUUUACCAAAAGCUGGAUGACGAGACGGGUGAAAUUUCUGUUGGGCCCCAUGGACUGGACAGGGAGCAGUUGGAGUCCUUUGAACUGCUUGUUGAGGUGAUAGACGGAGGAAAGCGACAGGUAAUUAAAAGUGGCUUUACGCAUCAGCAGCAGUGGAAUCAAAUGGUUAGUCGGCUCACUGCUCAGACCAUCGUGCAAAUCAACGUUCAGGAUGAAAAUGACAACGUGCCGAAAUUCAUCUUCCCCAAAAGCGAUGCUGUUGGCAAGGUUUCUCUAACUUGUCGAGAUAUUCAACACCUUCCUCGAGUCGUUCUACAGGUUGUUGCCAACGACUCGGACAAAGGACCAAACUCCGAACUGGAGUAUUCGCUGUACUUUGACAAUGAUACCCAGCUUUUGACAAGCAACAGAAAGCAUGAAGACAACAGGACGACACCGGUCUCUGAUGCUCCCUGGUUUGAGGUCGAUCCACGCUCGGGUGAGAUUAGUCUCGUUGCUGCGGACGAGCUGCUCUCGCGUUGUGAGACUAUUGAGCAGCACAGCAGGAGAGACCUAGGUAGGUACGACCUCAUUGUCAGUGCCACGGACAAGGGUGAACCCAGACUGUCAGCUACUGCAUCGGUUCAAGUCCGCUUCAUCACCUCUGAUCAGGAAAACAUGGAAGAGGCAAGUGCCCUUGAGUUCGUAGCGAAAUAUGAGUGA
Echinococcus granulosus is the source of this 720-nucleotide messenger RNA. Its product is annotated as Cadherin-related tumor suppressor. Bases 1 to 720 code for a protein of 239 amino acids. Gene Ontology annotation, biological process: homophilic cell-cell adhesion. Gene Ontology annotation, molecular function: cadherin binding; calcium ion binding. The transcript has 3 exons. NCBI's taxonomy places the organism in Eukaryota, Metazoa, Platyhelminthes, Cestoda, Cyclophyllidea, Taeniidae. Gene Ontology annotation, cellular component: plasma membrane; catenin complex. The record is from RefSeq and is a predicted model, not a curated record.